AUGAUCAGCAGGAGUUUGCUGCAAUUUUGCCUCAUGCUGCUCUUCUCCAGUAAAAUCUCAUGUCUGGACUGUAACCGGAUUUCUGUUCUACAAACCAGAAUGAACAGAGAGAGUUUAGAGCAUCUGGAGAAAAUGGGUGGAAACUUUCCCUUCCAAUGUCUAAAGGAAAAGACAGUUUUCAAGCCCAGAGAUAUCCUCAAGAUCCGACUGUCCCAGAAAGAGAAUGCCAAGGAAGCCAUCCAGCAGAUCCUCCAAGAACUCUUCCAUAUCUUUAACAACAAUCUCACCCAAGCUGCCUGGAAUGAGACAUCCAUAAAGGAAUUCCAGAAUGGACUUCACCAGCAGAUUGAGAAACUGGAGAAGUGUUUGAGUGCUGAGAUGGAAAAGGAAAUAACCUAUCCAGGAAAUGAGAACCUCCUGCUCACCAGCCUCAAACUGAAGAGAUACUUCCAGACAAUCAAUGAUUUCCUGAAAGAAAAGCAAUAA
Chelonoidis abingdonii (Abingdon island giant tortoise) is the source of this 486-nucleotide messenger RNA. RefSeq names its product interferon beta-like. The record is from RefSeq and is a predicted model, not a curated record. Gene Ontology annotation, biological process: defense response. Gene Ontology annotation, molecular function: cytokine receptor binding. Lineage: Eukaryota; Metazoa; Chordata; Testudines; Testudinidae. Gene Ontology annotation, cellular component: extracellular region.